Molecule: messenger RNA, 1359 nt
Organism: Sphaerodactylus townsendi
Lineage: Eukaryota; Metazoa; Chordata; Lepidosauria; Squamata; Sphaerodactylidae
Gene: KDELR3
Product: KDEL endoplasmic reticulum protein retention receptor 3
Exons: 5
Coding region: 501-1145 (214 amino acids)
Biological process (GO): endoplasmic reticulum to Golgi vesicle-mediated transport; protein retention in ER lumen
Cellular component (GO): membrane; cis-Golgi network; endoplasmic reticulum
Molecular function (GO): ER lumen protein retrieval receptor activity
Source: RefSeq, a predicted model, not a curated record
UUCCUCCACCCUGCCAUUAUGAGCAGCAGCCACGACACGUCACCCAGUGCUUGUCCUGGGGCACUUCAGUAAGCUUAGACUGUGAUGUGCCUCCACUACUCUGUCAGGGGAACGAGUCAGCCUAGAGGAGGCAGCAGACAUCCCGCAGAAGAAGCACGCAAGAAGAACAAAUGAACUUUCUUUACCUGAGCAAAAACUAGUUCUAAUACACCAGGGCUUUAAAUUCAAGAAGAAGAUUUUCAAUUAGCAGAAAAAAAAUCUGAAUGCAGUUCUGCCAGGAGAAGAAAAGGCUGUAUGUUUCCCACAAAAAGAGCAAGUGAAUUUAAUGGAAAAGUUUAAAUUUAGCUGUUGAGGAAAGGAAUCAUCCUUGACCAAGAUCUGAGAGGGGAUCCAGAAAGAACCAAUUAAGAGAAUCCCAGAGAACUGUCAAAAACAUCUUUUCUUCCUCAAGAUUUUUGAGUCGUUUUCCUUCUAAUCCUAUUGAGUGUUCUUGAGUCAUCAUGAAUAUAUUUCGGAUCCUGGGGGAUAUUUCUCAUCUCUUAGCUAUGAUCAUUUUGCUGGUGAAGAUAUGGAGGUCAAAGUCUUGUGCGGGUAUCUCAGGAAAGAGCCAGAUCCUUUUUGCAAUUGUUUUUACAAGCCGCUACCUUGACCUAUUCACAUAUUUCGUCUCAGCCUACAAUACUAUCAUGAAGGUUGUUUUUUUAAUUUGCGCCUACUGUACUGUGUACCUUAUCUAUGGGAAGUUCCGUAAAACCUUUGACAAUGAGAACGACUCUUUCCGCCUUGAAUUCCUUUUGAUCCCCGUCACAGGCCUGUCAUUUCUGGAAAACCACAGUUUCUCCCCUUUAGAGAUUCUGUGGACUUUCUCCAUUUACUUAGAAUCAGUGGCUAUCCUUCCUCAGCUCUUCAUGAUUAGCAAAACAGGCGAAGCAGAGACAAUCACUACACACUACCUUUUCUUCUUAGGCCUCUACCGUGCGCUCUAUCUUGCCAACUGGAUCUGGCGUUAUCAUACAGAAAACUAUUAUGACCAAAUUGCGGUAGUUUCUGGAGUUGUACAGACCAUCUUCUAUUGUGAUUUUUUUUACCUCUAUGUUACUAAAGUAUUGAAAGGAAAGAAGUUGAGCCUUCCAAUGCCCAUCUGAAGAGGAGCACAAGUGAAGUAUAUUCCUGAAGAGACUCCAAGGUCGCAGGAUUUUUGUGUGUUCCAUAUGGUUCGGCUACCCUCCAGGGAAUUUACGUGUUCCGACUGUGCCUAAAGAUUCUUCAGUGUUGAGCAAUACUUAAGAACUUCCACUGUCUAAAAGAGCAUUCCUUUGGAAAAUAUAUUACUUUUAACAAAUACAAUACUCAAUUUUC